Erigeron canadensis is the source of this 1316-nucleotide messenger RNA. RefSeq names its product protein TIC 21, chloroplastic-like. The transcript is spliced from 4 exons. Lineage: Eukaryota; Viridiplantae; Streptophyta; Magnoliopsida; Asterales; Asteraceae. Bases 85 to 864 code for a protein of 259 amino acids. The record is from RefSeq and is a predicted model, not a curated record.
UUGCAACAAAGAUUAUCGGAGUCUCGGAGACACACUUUGAGAUAACAAACAGAACACUUGUAUUACCUACCAACUAACCAAAAUAUGCAAACGCUACUGUUACCGGCAGGUCGUACAACCAUCGCACCACCGUCAUUGACGGUUGCAAAACCCUCAUUUUCACACUUAAAUCACCCAUUACUCUCAACCCACAAAUCUCUAUCUUUUUCAACAUUAUAUUGUCGUAAUAAUAAUAAUUUUCAAACUUAUCAAAUCAAAAACCCAAAUAAACAUUUUAUAUCUUCUGCCACUUAUUCAAGUUAUAAUAAUAAUUCCAAUCUUGCCCAGGUUUCAAAGAGAUUAGAGAGUACUUCAAGGUAUUUCAAGAGGCUUGGUGGCUUAGGAUUUUGGAUACAGCUGGUGUUGACCAUUACAUCUGCAGUCAUACUUUCAUUUUCUGUUGUUAUAACCGGAAAGAUCUCUUCACCGGCUACGUUUUAUGCCACAUCUGGUGGUAUUGCAGCUGCUUUCCUCUCAGCGUUUUGGUCAUUUGGUCAUAUUCGCCUUUCUGAUACGCUUCGGAAAACUGCCAACAACCCAUCAAAGGCACCUCCUCGAGCUGAUGUUGAGAAGAGCUUGAAAAAUUGUAUAACCUUAAACGUUUUGGGCAUGGGUGCUGCUAUACUUGGGAUGCAAGCCACUGUAGGAACACUAGUGGCUAAGGCUCUUACUUCAUCAGCCAAUUCAUAUUACCGGAGUGGGAGCAACCCCGUCCUUGCAUUGGAUGUUUUCUUAGUACAGGCAUCAACAAACAUCAUCCUAUCACAUUUCGUAGGACUUGCUCUCUCACUGGAACUACUACGCUCAGUCACAUUACCACUUUGAGAAAAAAGCUGUUUCGUAGAUGGUCAAACAUUCCAGAGCUUGUUUCAUGAAAGGCGCAUUCUGGGUCUGUGUGGUGUGUUUCAAGCAGGGUUACUUGUUUGGAGAAAAGAAAGCAUACAGUUUGUAUGAGUGAAGUUCGUUGUUUCAUUGUUAACCUACUCUGGUUAAUCAGGUUUUAGAAAAUUUGUUCUCAGCUACCAACAUCAUAUUUUAGUUAGCCAUGUGCAACUCUUUCUUUUUUUUUUUUUGUAGAGAUUUACAAUACCAUUGAAAUUGUAGAGUUCUGCUUUGAAGUCAAUGUAUACGAAUUAAAUUUAAAUUACUGAGACGAUAAUCUGAGUCUCUAAAACUCAUACCAAUUAUCACUGGUUAUCUGGUUGUGUAAAGCUUUUUCAGUCACUGCAACUUCAUUUUGAAGGGGUUUAAUAAUACCACUUUGCUUUAGCGUACAA